Molecule: messenger RNA, 741 nt
Organism: Aspergillus affinis
Lineage: Eukaryota; Fungi; Ascomycota; Eurotiomycetes; Eurotiales; Aspergillaceae
Product: S-adenosyl-L-methionine-dependent methyltransferase
Exons: 3
Coding region: 1-741 (246 amino acids)
Source: RefSeq, a predicted model, not a curated record
AUGUCGAAAUCCCCAAACUAUGUUCUCCCCGUGAUUAUCUCGAAAACGUCCGCCCGGCGACUCCCACCAUCGGUGCAACUUGAUGGGCUCGACAUCUUGUUAGAGGUCCUUCCACCGAAAGACUGGCUCCCAGCCAAUUUUAGCACCAUCGUUGGGGACAUCAAGAUGAAUGCUCCCGAACAUCUGCUUGGUAUCUACGAUAUAGUUCAUAUCAGUCAUCUUACCUUUGGUCUCAUCGACGAAGAGGUUCAGUCUGUACUGAAUAAAGUCAUGAAACUGCUCAAGCCCGGCAGCUAUCUCCAAUGGUCAGAGGUCGACAUGGGCUCCUUCCGAGUCGAAACCACCAACAACCCCUAUACCACCCCCGAAGAACACCAGCCAGAGACUAGGCCUACCACGGCAACAGCCCUAGAGCGCCUUUUUCGCCUCUCUGAAGGCCACGAUCCUCGCCUCCAGCCGCGCUGGGUGCCCCAGCUCUCGUCGAAACUAUCCGCAGCAGGCUAUCUGGCCAUCCGAUCUGACAUCCGGGAUGCACCCGGCGAUCUGGCGCUCGCAUUGCACGACUGCAACCUAAUAAUCAACGCGAGCUUCGCGCGGCGGUUUGCAGUGACUGAGCCGUUAGCGCAGCCCCUCGCACAGCUGAUGCUCGAGGCCGAGCGUGAGACGCUGGAUGGCGCCUGUUGGGCUUUUACAAGGUAUACUAUUGUUGGAAGAAACCAGCGGGACCAGCGGGACAAUUAG